AUGCUGUCGAGACUGAGUUUUAUACGAAGAGGAUAUUGUCUUUCGCAAUUAGUAUUAAUUAAAUAUCGACCGAUACAUUUAACAUGUCUAUUGGCAAUAAAAAAUGAUACAGCACCAUCAACUAAAACCGAUUCCGCAAACCCACCGAAACGUUCUUCUUUAUUAAAGAGUGAAAUAUCGGAAAUGGUCUUACGAAGUCUUCGUUUUCAGGAGCAACGUGGCCUGGUGAAAGCACUUGUCAUCGGGUCUGGAAUUGUAGUUAUAUCGACUGUGAUAUUUUUAUAUGUUUUUCGAAAACCAUUGAAAAAUCAAACGGUUGCACAAGUUGCCGAUGUAGCAAGGAGCAGUCUAGAACACGACAGCGUAAAACAGCAAGUUACUGUUCUAUCUCAAGAACUUAUUCAAACUCUUUUAUCCGAUCCGAAUGUAUUGUCGAAAGCUCUUGCAUUUCUUGAACAUGUUUUGGAUGAUCCAUCAACAAAAAAAACUCUUAUUCGUCUUCUACAACGUUUAAUGGUCGAUCGUGAAAUGCAGCAAUACGUAUCAGAAUUUGCAUCGCAAAUCGUCUAUGAUGUUAUGCAAAAGCCAGAAACAGAAGUACAGCUAGGACAAUUGUUUCGUCGUGCGAUUUUACAAAAAGAUAAUCAAGACGCUUUACAUUUACUAUUGAAAGAAUUCGUAAAUGAUGAAAAAACGAAACAACUAUUAAGUAAUUUAGCACUAGAAAUUACUCAUCAAGUAUUAAAUGAUGAAAAUGUAAAAAUAGCUGCAAGCAAAUUUGUAAAAGAUGUUCUCAGUGAUUCGGAUCUACAAGAACAAAGUGGACAUUUUGCAUGGAAUGCCGUUAAAAGUGCACUAAAGCCAAAGUGGCUUAAAAGUCAUGCUAAAUAA
Molecule: messenger RNA, 891 nt
Organism: Rotaria socialis
Lineage: Eukaryota; Metazoa; Rotifera; Eurotatoria; Philodinida; Philodinidae
Source: the annotation of a GenBank genome assembly